AUGAGGUACUCCCCUGACAUGCAAAUCGACCGUCUUGUCGGCUCGAGGAGCAGUCCAAAACCGACUCAAGGGGCUUUGGCAAUGUUGCUACGGGAUCAGCAGGAUUGUAUCCCACUUGGAAGGUGUCUGUCGGAAGACGAUGUCAUUGUACUCCUCACGCCCGUUGUCGUCCCAUACAGCAGAAACGCCGAAAAUUAUCGAGAUCCAUUCGAACCGCUGGGCCGUGCGAUUGCUGCGCGGCAUUCUAUGGUCCGCCAUGUUCCCUAUACCAAACGAGGCGGCAUCAACAAUAUUCACUCCGAGUUCAUAAAGAGAGCGAAAACGAUGGUUUUCGUCAUCUCCGGGCCACCGUUAGACGGCGAUGUCUCGCAGGUCGAGCUGGCGGAAACCGCGCGGUCCUUGGCUGAGGAACGCCCACAAAUUUUAGUGGCAUGUUACAACGUCAAGGCAAAUCCGGAUGUUCUCGAAAACUUUGCCACGAUUGUACAAGUCGGGGGAUUUGCACCAUCGGACCUCGAAAGCGCAGCUUCAAUCAUGUUUGGAGAUCAACGACCCCCGCCUGUCAAUGCCGUGCCUGUGCAAAAUCUCAUCAUCAGUGCGGCACGACAUUGGCCUGUGGAGGUUUGUGGCCAGGACAUGGCGCCAAUACACAAACUUUGGACAGAAUGUCUACCGCCAAAAUAUCACCUACCUCAAUUUGCUCUUGUUCUCCUUCUUAAACGGGAUGGAUAUACGAUGAACUACGUCGUGCGAGACCCCGAUACUCGAGAGAUUGUUGGUUUCUGUGCGACAUACACAACAUUUACGGACAGUGAUCAGGAGAGUCUUCUAGGCUCGUUGGCCGUCUUGAUUGUCAAAAGCUCGUAUCGAGGGCGAGGUAUAGGUCUGAGCCUACACGACAAUGCAUUAAAGAUGCUACAGAGAACACGAGGUGUCAGACGGCUUCAGCUUGGGACGGCUUUCCCACGCCUACUUUACGGGGUCCCGUCAGACUUCUUUGCAAAAGAAUGGUUUGCUCGCCGAGGCUGGCAGAUGCAUGGACAGGAGGUUUCGGACUGGCUUCUCCGAUUUGACGAUAUGCCAGCAACCAGUCUAUCCUCAGCAGGACUAACUUUUCGGCGGUGCGACUUUAUGGAAUUUCAUCAAGUUCUGCAAAUUGUAGACAGAGACGCGAUACGAAAGGGGAACAUGGGAUGGUAUGACCAAUAUGCGAGGCUGGACGGCACUCCAAACAUUGAGGACGUUGUCAUCGGUCUAGAGGGCGAGACUAUCGUGGCUGUCGCUUUGACGUACAUCCCCAACACUGGAAGCCCAACCGAGGACGACCUACCGUGGGCCAAGACCAUUGGCGCGGAUGUCGGUGGCGUAACAUGCAUUUGCAUCACAGAUGAUAAUCGUGAAAUGGUGAAUAGCCGGGACUCGGUUAUGAUUCGACUGCUAGAUACCUGUGUCAAGUUGCUGGCCGACCGAGGUAUGCAGCAAAUGUUCAUCGAUGGUGUCAAAGGGGGCAAUGCUGGCUUUCAAAGUCUAGGUAAGCAGAACCUUCGAAUACUUCGUGUUCCCGUCUAA
Colletotrichum gloeosporioides is the source of this 1569-nucleotide messenger RNA. RefSeq lists its product as uncharacterized. The transcript has 2 exons. The record is from RefSeq and is a predicted model, not a curated record. NCBI's taxonomy places the organism in Eukaryota, Fungi, Ascomycota, Sordariomycetes, Glomerellales, Glomerellaceae. Gene Ontology annotation, molecular function: acyltransferase activity, transferring groups other than amino-acyl groups. The coding region runs from base 1 to 1569 and encodes 522 amino acids.